AGAGACCUACGCCGCGAUCGACAUCGGCUGAGGCCGUGGAACAGUCCUCGUGCGACGCGCGACCGAGCUUGCCUCGACCCGGUCACCACAGUCCUCUCCUCCUCCACCUCUUGUUCCUCCUCCUCCUCCGCCACCUCCUCCUUCUCUUCUUCUUCCACCUCUUCCUCUACUCUUCGUCUUCUUCUCUUCUUACUUCCCUCUCCAGCGGCCUGACUCUUCUUUCCUUCCUCCACCUCCCUUCCUCGCUCUUUUGCGGCUUCUCCCUCUGUCCUUCCUUCUUGCGCCCUGCCGCCACUGGUAUCUUCUGGUCCCGCAGUUGGCGGAGGCAGGCUGGAGAGUUCGAUUCUCUGGUCGCGACUGGAGAGAGCAGCGGGGGAGGCAGGACGAAGAGCGCGCCUGUAUGCGGAUAGCGCGGGAUCUCGCGGAACCGAGAGAAGUCUCUCUCUCCCGAUCCCUUCGGCGGAGGAAUUCUAGCUGGCGUGGCUCGGCGGCCGCCUCCACCUUCCUUCCCUCCACCCGAGUUCAUUCAGAGCCCUCCCUGGAUGGGAUGGUCCACACACCACGUCUACUCGGUACCGGGUUCCCCGCGAUAUUUUGUGACUGCCUGUCCGUGCGGUGCUCGUGUUAGCCUGUGCUCCUCGGCUCCCUAGACCCGUCGCGGAAUAGGGAGGUCGACAUGACCCGGUUGGGAUUGCGAUACAUCGCAUCCGUAGUGUUCCUGGCCGGGAUUGUCAGCGGGGAUUAUUCACCAGUGAUUCCAUUAGGGCGAGGUGAUAUAGGAAAACCAAAAAAUAGCGACGACGAUUAUAAUCCCCCAUCUCGAUGGAAAACUUUCCUUUCCAAUAACGAAGGUUCCGAAGAAGACAGGCGGAAUGACGAUCGGAACGACUAUGACGAUUAUAAUAGACAGACAGAUGACACCGAAUAUGGUCUUCGGCCUGGUGGAUACCAGGAUGGUUAUGGAGAUCGAGGAUCCUACGGCCAGAGACAAGAAGCGGGACAAGGUCCCGUAGAUGCUUAUGGAAGAUCUCGAGGUUACGAGGAUACUUACGACAGAAGAGCUGGAGAAAAUCGUGGGUCCGGAGACCCUUAUAGCUCUGUAGGUUCUCAUGGACGUGGAUCGACUGGUUAUACAGGAUACUCGCAAGGUCAAGGAGGAUAUGGUGCUGCUGGAAGCUCGGACACUUAUGUAGGCAGCUAUUUGGAGGUACCAAUGCCAGGACACAAGAAAAAUUGCACAGGAUCAGACUGUUGUUUUCCAAAGUGUUACGCGGAAAAAGGUUCCAGGGGUCCACCGGGUGUUAUGGGGCCGCAAGGUCCUAAAGGUCAAAGAGGAUUUCCUGGAGCAGAAGGUCUCCUAGGUUCGAAAGGAGAAAAAGGUGACCCCGGUCCUCAAGGGUCACGUGGGACGAAAGGUGACAGAGGAAAAAUGGGCAUGCCUGGAUUCCCUGGUAUAAAUGGUGUUCCUGGAGUACAAGGACCACCAGGAUCCCCUGGUCUUCCUGGUCGAGAUGGCUGCAACGGAACGGAUGGUGAACCGGGUCAUCGCGGUAUUUCUGGCGAACCAGGACCCCGUGGUUUUAAAGGUCCUACUGGUCCCAAAGGAGAAAAAGGUCAGCCGGCAUUUGCUGGAAUGUUUCCUGUUGGUCAAAAAGGUGAACCGGGUGGUGAUGGUGUGAGAGGACCUCCUGGACCACCAGGACCUCAAGGAGAACACGGUAUACCUGGACCAAAGGGUGAACGCGGUCCUUACGGUCAACCUGGAAUGCAAGGUCCUAAAGGAGAAAAAGGAAUUGUGGGUCUUGGAUUCGAGGGUUUGAAAGGUGACAAAGGUCAGAAAGGUGAAAUUGGACUGCCGGGUGUAACCGCUACUGAGCCCUUUGUAGGAGCAACAGAAAUCACAGGACCACCGGGUGAGAAAGGAGAAAAAGGAGAUAAGGGUGAUAUGGGACGCGAUGGAGGAAAAGGUGAACCUGGUCCAAUAGGUGACCACGGUAUACCUGGUGGCACCGGUAUGAAGGGAGAGAAGGGUUUACCAGGUGCUCCUGGUAUCCGAGGUAGAGAUGGUUUCUCUGGACCACCCGGACCACCCGGUCGCAAAGGUGACCGAGGUUACGACGGAUUAGACGGUUUACCUGGACGUCCUGGUUUGAAAGGUGAACCAGGACCAGACGGUGGUAUGGGUGUUCCUGGACUACAAGGGCCACCGGGUCCGCCAGGUGGCGGUAAAGGCACACCAGGUCCACCAGGGCCUAAAGGACCACAAGGGUUCCCAGGUCCAAUUGGGCCACGAGGUGCAGAUGGGUAUCCUGGAGAUCCAGGUCCGAGAGGUCCUAUGGGACCUUCAGGAGGUCCUGGCUCACCAGGAAUUCCAGGUCCCGAAGGUUUGCCGGGAGAGAAAGGAACGAAGGGUGAACCUGGCAUCACAGGGUUCCCAGGAUUAACGGGACCUCGUGGUUUCGAUGGCCCUCAAGGUCCACUAGGCCCUCGGGGUCCACCAGGAGAGAAAGGAUUAUCGAUUACAGGUCCCAAAGGAAUGGAUGGUGCACCUGGUUUAGACGGAGAAAAGGGACAAAAGGGUGAACGUGGUUACGCUGGUCCACGCGGAUUUCCGGGAGAUUCGUUGGAUGGAAUUCCAGGACUACCGGGUGAGGCCGGUCUGCCUGGAGAACCAGGAAAUCCUGGAAGAGACGGUACUCCAGGAACUCCGGGAUACCCUGGUGAAAAAGGAGACAUAGGAGGUCGCUGUCAAGAUUGUUUACCGGGAUUAAGAGGACCUAAAGGUGAUCGCGGUUUUGAUGGUAUACCUGGACUUACUGGAUCUCGAGGGCCAGCUGGAGAACGAGGUCCCCCCGGAGAACCUGGCGCUGACGGUUUGCCGGGGCCAAUCGGACCACCAGGUCCACUGGGAAAAGAUGGUAUCCCUGGUUCACCAGGUCCUCAAGGAGAACCCGGCGCCCCAGCAGAAAUAUCCUGGAGUAAGAUUAAAUUGGAAAAGGGUGACAAAGGUAUACGAGGUGAACCAGGUAGGCCGGGCCCGCAAGGCCCACAAGGUCCACCUGGAGAAAGGGGUCCCAUCGGAGUUCAAGGUUUCCCAGGACUUAAGGGUAUUGCUGGUGAUCGCGGUUUUCCCGGACAAGAUGGUGUUCCUGGCAGGCCAGGAGUUCCGGGACGUAAAGGAGAAAGUGGCAUCAGUAUAAAGGGAGAAGCCGGAGAACCUGGUCGGCCAGGAUAUCGCGGAGAGAAAGGUGAACCUGGCUUUGAUGGAGAAAGAGGUGAACCUGGUCUAUGUCCACCGUUGAAUUUGACAGAAGGUUUGAAAGGUAAUAGGGGACCUCCAGGAGAGAGAGGUGUACCAGGAGUACAAGGAAGAGAUGGUUUAAAAGGUGACAAGGGUCUACAAGGGAUUUCGGGUCCUCCUGGACCUACAGGUCCGAUUGGUGCACCUGGACCAGUUGGACCACGAGGAUUACCUGGUCCUCGUGGAGAAAAGGGGAACAUGGGACCCAUGGGCUUCCCUGGCGAACCCGGCCGUGAAGGACCCAGAGGAUUCUCGGGAGCUCCGGCACCAAAGGGAGACAAGGGUGAAGCUGGAAUACCAAUGAAAGGUGCCCGUGGAUUAACUGGUCCUCCGGGAGAGAAAGGAGAGAAAGGUCUUCCAGGACCACCAGGGAAGGAUGGUCCUGUUGGUUACCCAGGUUUAUCAGGAUUUGCUGGAGAAAAGGGCGAUAUGGGAAUCCCAGGAAUAAGUGGUUUACCGGGCGCACCAGGAGAAAAAGGAGACACAGGCCCGAUUGGUCCUCCAGGUCCUCCUGGUGUAGCCGGUACUCCUGGCAUGGAUGGAAAGAAAGGUGAACCUGGAUUGACAGGAGAACCUGGUAGAUCGGGUCUCCCAGGUUUUCCAGGUGCAAAAGGUGAUCGCGGUGAACCAGGUAUUGAUGGACAAAAGGGAUACCCCGGUCGUCAUGGUUUCCCUGGAUCACCGGGCAGACCUGGCGAACCAGGGAUAAUCGGUAUAAAAGGAGAACGAGGAGAGAAAGGUUCACCUGGUGCCCCUGGACUCCGAGGAUUAGAUGGAAAACCUGGACGUCCAGGAGUACCUGGCCUAAAAGGAGAUACAGGCUUCCCUGGUGCUCCUGGUACACCAGGUCCAGUUGGAUUCGAGGGGCCUAAAGGUGACCGUGGUCCACCCGGAUUCCCAGGCCGUAAGGGUGACGCUGGUCAAGUGUCAGAAAAAGGACAGAAAGGUGAACCAGGAAUGCCAGGAAUUCGUGGCCCAACUGGUCCUCCUGGUAGAGAUGGCAUUGAUGGCGCGAAGGGAGAACCUGGAAAAUCUACAAUUGGUACAGAUGGAUUGCCUGGCCCGAAAGGAGAAUCCGGUAUACCAGGACUUGAUGGCUCACCAGGAUUGCAAGGGCCGAAAGGUGACACUGGUGUUAGAGGAUUCCCAGGAUUGAAAGGAGACUUAGGGCCACCAGGUGCGCCAGGUGAACCAGGAACACCUGGUAUCGAUGGAUUACCUGGCGAAAAAGGAGAUGUUGGCUUACCCGGUUCUGCCGGUUUCCCUGGUUUAGAAGGUGAAAUGGGACCUCCAGGACACCCAGGUCUUAAUGGCGUUAAAGGAGACAGAGGUCUUUCAGGACCUCCUGGUCUUCCUGGAUUAACUGGUGCGCUCGGAGAAAAAGGUGACCGUGGACCACCUGGACCAACAAUUCAAGUUAAAGGUGAAAAAGGAGAACCAGGUAUUCCUGGACGAAUGGGUUUACCGGGAGAAAAGGGAGAUCGAGGUCUGGAAGGUGUUGCUGGUUAUGAUGGUGAAAAAGGAGACAGAGGUACACCAGGUCCAGUCGGUAAUCCAGGACCACCUGGCCCGAUGGGUAUCAAAGGUGACGAAGGACCAGCCGGACCUUCGGGUAUCCCUGGAUCAACUAUCAAGGGCGAGAAAGGUUUGCCUGGACUGGCUGGAAAACAUGGUCGAGAGGGAUUACCAGGUCGACCGGGAGAAAAGGGAGAACAAGGAUUACCUGGUUUACCAGGACACAAAGGAGAUCAAGGUCCUUAUGGACCCGUGGGCGCACCGGGUGAAAAAGGUGAUACAGGUCCAAGUGGACCACCUGGUACACCAGGUAGAGAUGGUGCACCGGGAAUUGAUCUGCCAGGUCCGGAAGGUGAAAGAGGUGAGAAAGGAGAUAUAGGACCACAAGGAUUCCCGGGCUUACCUGGACAAAAAGGAGAACCCGGAUUCCCAGGACAAAGUGGUCUAGAUGGAGCACCUGGAGAGAAAGGUGACAGAGGAUGGGACGGUGAGAAUGGUCUUCCUGGAAGUCCUGGAGAGAAAGGUGAUAGAGGUUACUCUGGUGCGGUCGGAUUAAUGGGUGCCGUUGGCUACCCUGGUCCGAAAGGUGAAAGGGGUGACGAUUGCAUUGAACCACCGAUGGGACCAAAAGGAGACCGUGGAUAUCCUGGACCUGUGGGCCCACCAGGAGUGCCAGGAGAUAAAGGAGCACAAGGACCACCUGGAUUCCCAGGAGUGGAUGGACUGAAGGGUGGACAAGGUCCACCAGGACCUGCAGGACAAGUGGGUCUGCCUGGUUUACCGGGACCUGUUGGUAUUCCAGGGGCGCCAGGUCUGCAAGGUCCUUUGGGUGUUCCGGGUCCCGCUGGAGAACCGGGACUGCCGUGUGAAACUACACCUGAUUAUCUGACUGGUAUACUAUUGGUCAAGCACAGUCAGAGCGAAGUGGUACCUGUUUGCGAACACGGACACAUCAAGCUCUGGGACGGAUACAGUUUGCUUUACACGGAUGGCGAUGAAAGAGCGCACUCGCAAGAUCUAGGUUAUGCUGGCUCAUGUGUGAGAAAGUUCUCGACGAUGCCCUUCCUCUUCUGCGAUGUCAACAACGUCUGCCAUUAUGCCAGUCGCAAUGAUCGUUCUUACUGGCUGUCGACCAAUAGUCCAAUUCCCAUGAUGCCUAUCGAGGACACGGCAAUACAAAAAUACAUCUCCAGGUGCGUGGUAUGUGAAGUUCCAGCGAAUGUGCUAGCCGUACACAGCCAAUCAUUGAGCAUUCCAGAAUGUCCGCAUGGAUGGACCGGCCUUUGGAUCGGAUACAGUUUUAUCAUGCACACCGGUGCCGGUUCUCAAGGCGGCGGACAAUCGCUGUCCAGUCCUGGAUCUUGUCUGGAGGACUUCCGCGCGACGCCGUUCAUCGAGUGCAACGGCGCCAAAGGACACUGCCAUUAUUACACGAACGAGUUCAGCUUUUGGAUGGCCACUAUCGAGGAUAGACAGCAAUUCCAAAGGCCGGAGAAGCAGACCUUGAAGCCAGGAAACCUCAGGUCCCGAAUAAGUCGCUGUCAAGUGUGUAUAAAGGACACGUAGACCCACGCACGCGCGUCUGUUUCUUGCUCUCUUUUUCACUACUCACGUUUCUCGUCUUUAUUUUGUGUUCUCUUCUUUUCUUUUUUUUUUACUCGAGAAGAAUUAUUGCUACCGAUAACUAGACCGUCGAAAUGGAAAAAAAAAGUUUAAUAGAUGAACAAAUCGAAGUCUCGCGAUGGAACGAAGGGACGACCGUUCGCCGGUUGCGAACCUGGCGGAUUCGCGCCGGUGACGUUUCAAUAAAGAGAAAGGCGGAGCUUCUUUUUCUCGUUUCUUCCAAUUUCCCUUGCAUACAUCUCGCUUCUCUUAUUCUGUCUUGCCUUUCCUCUUUGUCUCCCUAUCGCUUUCACUUCAGAAUAAUUUCUGUCCGUAUCCUUCUGCCCUUCGUCACGAUUUCUUCUUUCUUCUCACAUCGAACGCCAAUUCUCUUGUCUUACUGCCCACCUUCGAUUUUUUCGCGAGCGCCCCCUCAUACGCCAUAAAAUUAUUUUUGUUUUUCUAUAAUUAUUCACACAAGUGCCUAGCGUACUAUUUCCUAGCAUGUAAAAUAAUAUAUAUAUAUAUUAUAUAUAUAUUUAUAUCUCGUUAAUAUCGUAUGAGAAUUAAGUUUAUCGUACUACCAUCGGACACUGCCCAUAUCCAAUAUGGCAUAUUUUACAUAUUGUAUAUUAAUAUAAACGAACUUAGCCUGAUAAUCGUGUGAAGCCAAAUAUUUAAGUGAAUAGGUAUUUUGCUACGUAGCUAAUAAAAUUCUAUU
Molecule: messenger RNA, 7139 nt
Organism: Nomia melanderi (Alkali bee)
Lineage: Eukaryota; Metazoa; Arthropoda; Insecta; Hymenoptera; Halictidae
Gene: Col4a1
Product: Collagen type IV alpha 1
Cellular component (GO): collagen trimer; extracellular matrix
Molecular function (GO): extracellular matrix structural constituent
Source: RefSeq, a predicted model, not a curated record